Messenger RNA from Diceros bicornis minor, 2496 nucleotides. It is a transcript of the gene DNM1L, whose product is annotated as dynamin 1 like. The transcript has 21 exons. Lineage: Eukaryota; Metazoa; Chordata; Mammalia; Perissodactyla; Rhinocerotidae. The record is from RefSeq and is a predicted model, not a curated record. Gene Ontology annotation, cellular component: membrane; cytoplasm; microtubule. The coding region runs from base 42 to 2291 and encodes 749 amino acids. Gene Ontology annotation, biological process: mitochondrial fragmentation involved in apoptotic process; mitochondrial fission. Gene Ontology annotation, molecular function: GTPase activity; microtubule binding; GTP binding.
UGCCGCGGCCGGCGGGGCGGGGGUCCCGUGUUUUCCGAGUCAUGGAGGCGCUAAUUCCUGUUAUCAACAAGCUCCAGGACGUCUUCAACACGGUGGGCGCCGACAUCAUCCAGUUGCCUCAGAUCGUCGUGGUGGGGACGCAGAGCAGUGGAAAGAGCUCAGUGCUAGAAAGCCUAGUGGGGAGGGACCUGCUUCCCAGAGGCACUGGUAUUGUCACCCGGAGACCUCUCAUUCUGCAGCUAGUCCAUGUUUCACCCGAAGAUAAACGAAAAACAACAGGAGAAGAAAAUGACCCUGCUACAUGGAAAAACUCAAGACACCUUUCUAAAGGGGUUGAAGCAGAAGAAUGGGGUAAAUUCCUUCACACCAAAAAUAAGCUUUACACGGAUUUUGAUGAAAUUCGACAAGAAAUUGAAAAUGAAACAGAAAGGAUUUCAGGAAAUAAUAAGGGAGUAAGCCCUGAACCAAUUCAUCUUAAGAUUUUUUCACCCAAUGUUGUCAAUCUGACACUUGUGGAUUUGCCAGGAAUGACCAAGGUGCCUGUAGGUGAUCAACCUAAGGAUAUUGAGCUUCAAAUUAGAGAGCUCAUUCUUCGGUUCAUCAGUAACCCGAAUUCCAUCAUCCUUGCUGUCACUGCUGCUAAUACAGAUAUGGCGACAUCAGAGGCACUUAAAAUUUCAAGAGAGGUAGAUCCAGAUGGUCGCAGAACCCUAGCUGUAAUCACUAAACUUGAUCUCAUGGAUGCAGGUACUGAUGCCAUGGAUGUAUUGAUGGGCAGGGUUAUACCAGUCAAACUCGGAAUAAUUGGAGUAGUUAACAGGAGCCAGCUAGAUAUUAACAAUAAGAAGUGUGUAACUGAUUCAAUCCGUGAUGAAUAUGCUUUCCUUCAAAAGAAAUAUCCAUCUCUGGCCAAUAGAAAUGGAACAAAGUAUCUUGCUAGGACUCUAAACAGGUUACUGAUGCAUCACAUCCGAGACUGCUUACCAGAACUGAAAACAAGAAUAAAUGUUCUAGCUGCUCAGUAUCAGUCUCUUCUAAAUAGCUAUGGUGAACCUGUGGAUGAUAAAAGUGCUACUUUACUCCAGCUUAUUACCAAAUUUGCCACAGAAUAUUGUAACACUAUUGAAGGAACUGCAAAGUAUAUCGAAACUUCUGAGCUAUGCGGUGGUGCUAGAAUAUGUUAUAUUUUCCAUGAGACUUUUGGGCGAACCUUAGAAUCUGUUGACCCACUAGGUGGCCUUAAUACUAUUGACAUUUUGACUGCCAUUAGAAAUGCUACUGGUCCUCGUCCUGCUUUGUUUGUGCCUGAAGUUUCAUUUGAGUUACUGGUCAAGCGGCAAAUCAAACGUCUGGAAGAGCCCAGCCUCCGCUGUGUGGAACUGGUUCAUGAGGAAAUGCAAAGGAUCAUUCAGCACUGUAGCAAUUACAGUACCCAGGAAUUGCUGAGGUUUCCUAAACUUCAUGAUGCCAUAGUUGAAGUAGUGACUUGUCUUCUUCGUAAACGGUUGCCUGUCACAAAUGAAAUGGUCCAUAACUUAGUGGCAAUUGAAUUGGCUUAUAUCAACACAAAACAUCCAGACUUUGCUGAUGCUUGUGGGCUAAUGAACAAUAAUAUAGAGGAACAAAGGAGAAACAGGCUAGCAAGAGAAUUACCUUCAGCUGUAUCACGAGACAAGUCUUCUAAAGUUCCAAGUGCUUUGGCACCUGCCUCCCAGGAGCCCUCCCCUGCUGCUUCUGCUGAGGCUGAUGGCAAGUUAAUUCAGGACAGCAGAAGAGAAACUAAAAAUGUUGCAUCUGGAGGUGGGGGGGUUGGAGAUGCCGUUCAAGAACCAACAACAGGCAACUGGAGAGGAAUGCUGAAAACUUCAAAAGCUGAAGAGUUAUUAGCGGAGGAAAAAUCCAAACCAAUUCCAAUUAUGCCAGCCAGUCCACAAAAAGGCCAUGCUGUGAAUUUGCUGGAUGUGCCGGUUCCUGUUGCACGAAAACUAUCUGCCCGUGAACAGAGAGAUUGUGAAGUUAUUGAACGACUCAUCAAAUCAUAUUUUCUUAUUGUCAGGAAGAAUAUUCAAGACAGUGUGCCAAAAGCAGUAAUGCAUUUUUUGGUUAAUCAUGUGAAAGAUACUCUUCAGAGUGAGUUAGUAGGACAGCUGUAUAAAUCAUCGUUAUUGGAUGAUCUUCUGACUGAAUCUGAGGACAUGGCACAGCGCAGGAAAGAAGCAGCUGAUAUGCUAAAGGCAUUACAAGGAGCCAGUCAAAUUAUUGCUGAAAUCCGAGAGACUCAUCUUUGGUGAAGAGAACUGUUUAAUACUGAGACUUUGUUGACUCGAAACUUGCUAGUUACUGCCUACUUGAGUAGAAUUUUAUUUAUGAACUCCUGUGUAUUGCAAUGGUAUGAAUCUGCUCAUGUGAAGACUAGCUAUAAACUGAAAAUUGUACUCUGUAUUACGGAACAAAUCACACCUUUAAUCCAAAUAAUAAAUGGCUGUUUCUAAAGUU